Molecule: messenger RNA, 390 nt
Organism: Staurois parvus
Lineage: Eukaryota; Metazoa; Chordata; Amphibia; Anura; Ranidae
Source: the annotation of a GenBank genome assembly
AUCACUGUCAUACCUCCACACUCCUCUCCUGUACAUACUGAUCACUGUCAUACCUCCACACUCCUCUCCUGUACAUACCGAUCACUGUCAUACCUCCACACUCCUCUCCUGUACAUACCGAUCACUGUUAUACCUCCACACUCCUCUCCUGUACAUACCCAUCACUGUCAUACCUCCACACUCCUCUCCUGUACAUACCGAUCAUUGUCAUACCUCCACACUCCUCUCCUGUACAUACCGAUCACUGUCAUACCUCCACACUCCUCUCCUGUACAUACCGAUCACUGUUAUACCUCCACACUCCUCUCCUGUACAUACCCAUCACUGUCAUACCUCCACACUCCUCUUCUGUACAUACUGAUCACUGUCACACCCUCCACACUCCUCUCC